Messenger RNA from Mucor velutinosus, 1197 nucleotides. Its product is annotated as MFS domain-containing protein. Gene Ontology annotation, molecular function: flavin adenine dinucleotide binding; succinate dehydrogenase (quinone) activity; electron transfer activity. The transcript is spliced from 4 exons. The record is from RefSeq and is a predicted model, not a curated record. Gene Ontology annotation, biological process: mitochondrial electron transport, succinate to ubiquinone. The coding region runs from base 1 to 1197 and encodes 398 amino acids. NCBI's taxonomy places the organism in Eukaryota, Fungi, Mucoromycota, Mucoromycetes, Mucorales, Mucoraceae.
AUGUUGAGAUUCAUAGGCUCACCCGCAAGGAAGCUAUUGUCGCGUUCAACAGAUCGCACCAUGGCAGUGAGAGCAUUGCACUCUUCCAAACCAGCGUUGCAAGUGAUGGCUCAUCAACCCCUUUGCGCAAGAGAGGCCAAGGGAUUGCAUGUCCCAGGAAACUAUCCCAUCUUUGAUCACGAAUACGACGCUGUCGUUGUUGGCGCUGGUGGUGCUGGUCUUCGCGCUGCGUUUGGCUUGGCAGAGGCAGGUUUCAACACAGCAUGUAUCACUAAACUGUUCCCCACUCGUUCGCAUACGGUGGCAGCUCAAGGUGGCAUCAAUGCAGCACUGGGUAAUAUGACGGAGGACGAUUGGAGAUGGCACAUGUAUGAUACUGUCAAGGGGUCUGAUUGGUUGGGUGAUCAAGAUGCAAUUCAUUACAUGUGCCGUGAAGCGCCGCACACUGUCAUUGAGCUGGAGCAUUACGGUGUGCCCUUUUCUCGAACGCCCGAAGGUAAGAUUUAUCAACGUGCCUUUGGUGGUCAAAGCUUGAAGUUUGGCAAGGGAGGACAAGCGUAUCGUUGUGCCGCUGUGGCUGAUCGCACGGGUCAUGCCAUUCUGCAUACACUGUACGGUUACUCCCUGCGUCAUGAUACCAACUAUUUCAUUGAAUACUUUGCACUGGAUCUGAUCAUGGAGGAUGGUGAAUGUAAAGGUGUGAUUGCACUCAACAUGGAAGAUGGCACACUGCAUCGUUUUAGAUCUCACAAGACGGUGCUUGCUACUGGUGGCUAUGGUCGUGCUUAUUUCUCCUGUACAUCUGCUCAUACGUGUACUGGUGAUGGCAAUGCCAUGAUAGCUCGUGCUGGUCUUCCUCUGCAGGACCCCGAGUUUGUACAGUUCCAUCCUACUGGAAUCUAUGGCUCUGGUUGUCUCAUCACAGAAGGCUCUCGUGGCGAAGGUGGCUACCUUGUCAACUCUGCUGGUGAGCGUUUCAUGGAGCGCUACGCGCCUACUGCCAAGGAUUUAGCUUCGCGUGAUGUUGUCUCUCGUGCCAUGACGUUGGAAAUCAAGGCUGGCCGUGGCGUUGGACCCGAGAAGGAUCAUAUUCACCUUCAACUGCACCAUUUGCCUCCUGCUGUGCUUCAGGAGCGCUUGCCUGGUAUCUCAGAAACUGCUGCAAUUUUUGCAGGGAUUGAUGAAAGUGAACUGUAG